This is a messenger RNA of Rotaria sp. Silwood1, 969 nucleotides long. The record is from the annotation of a GenBank genome assembly. NCBI's taxonomy places the organism in Eukaryota, Metazoa, Rotifera, Eurotatoria, Philodinida, Philodinidae.
AUGAGAGACAAAGAUCUCUUCGAUAAUGACGAUUCAUUUUCUCUGUUCAUUGUAGUUAUUCCCAAAUUUCCAAUCGAUGCUCGAUGGUCACCGAAUGGAAAGACAGUUGCUGGAGGUAACGGAUAUGGAGAGGGCACCAAUCAACUCUACGAGCCUAGCGGUCUCUUCGUUGAUGCUGAUCAAACGAUGAUCAUUGCUGACUGGGGGAAUCAUCGUAUCGUCCAAUGGAAGAUGAGGAAUACGAAUGGACAAGUUGUAGCUGGUGGCAAUGCCAAAGGAAAGCGCUUAGAUCAAUUGAAUGGGCCAAUCGAUGUGCUAAUCGACAAAGAGACUGAUAGUCUCAUUAUUUGCGAUGCAGACAAUAGACGAGUCGUACGAUGGUCUCGUCGUAGUGGCACAACUCAAGGAGAAAUUCUCAUCGACAACAUCGAUUGUUGGGGAUUGUUCAUGGAUGAUAAGAGAUAUCUCUAUGUCUCUGACACCGAAAAACAUGAAGUAAGACGAUAUCAAAUAGGAGACAAGAAUGGAACUAUCGUGGCUGGUGGAAAUGGCAAAGGUGCUGGUCCCAAUCAACUCAACUGGCCGACCUCCAUAGAUGUCGAUCAACAACAGACUGUCUACGUGUCAGACAGAAACAAUCAUCGUGUAAUGAAAUGGAAUAAAGGUGCAAAAGAAGGCAUUGUUGUCGCUGGAGGUCAGGGUGAAGGGAACGCUCUGACACAAUUGCGGUAUCCUCAAGGACUCUUCGUCGAUACGUUGGGUACCCUCUAUGUGGCAGAUUCGGGAAAUCAUCGAGUCAUGCGUUGGCCUAAAGGAGCAAAACAGCGUACUGUUAUUGUGGGUGGAAAUGGUGAAGAAGCAGGAGCAAAUCAGUUCAAUUCGCCCAUUAGUUUGUCCUUCGAUCGACAAGGCAAUCUUUAUGUUGUCGAUAAGAACAAUAAUCGUGUUCAAUUUUUUUCAUUUCAAUAA